CUUUUCCUGGGGAUUGCCCCUCCCAGCCAGGGUGUCCCUGCCUCUGCAGUCUGACUUCUUAUCAAGGAGAAGGUGGGUGUUUGCUCGCGCACGAGCGGUAUGUAGUGUUUGUUUGUUGACACCAAUGCUUAGCUGGUGAUUUGUCAGCUAGUUGCGAGGUCGAGGAGCAACUUGAACCUUUCAGUGGUCACCUUCACUACUACUUUUAAGAACACCACCAAGAUGAAGCAGACUUCCAUCCCACUGUUGGUGCAAGAUAGUGGAGGUAAUAGACAGCAGCAGCAGCAGCAGCAGUGUUUGGUUGAUAUUGAUGAUGAUAACAACAUGAGGAGGAGGCCACCCUUGAUGCUGGAGAGAGCUAUAUCAGUGCGGGAACGCUGGGAAGAGAUCGGAGUGACUGCAAACACCCACAAAUAUAAGAAUGAGUUGCUGCAGAAGGCUGCAGAAAGUGAAUAUGAAAUAUGUGAACAGCUGCUGCAGAGUGGACAAGAGGAAGUCAAUACAUGUGAUGAGGAAACACAUGAAACUGGCCUCCACAUAGCUGCCAAAAAUGGUCACGUAGCCUUAAUGCAACUAUUUAUAAGUUAUGGUGCAGAUUGCAAUGCCAAGGACAGUUCUGGUAAGUCUCCAUUGCACCUUGCAGCCACUAAGGACUAUUUUCCUUGCUGCCAGGCCCUGUUGGUUCGUCCUGAGCUAGAAGUGAACAUAGUGAAUAGGACAGGAGACACACCACUCCACCAUGCAGCACGUGAUGGCCGUGCACGGGUGUGCCUCACCAUUCUGAACCAUUCAAACGUUAUGAUAGAUGUUCAGAACAAGAGGGGCAUGACACCCCUCCAUCUUGCAGCUCAAGAGGAUCACAGGGCAGUGAUAAGUCUACUCCUAAACAAAGGAGCCAAUUGGAAGCAGCAAGAUAAGUAUUCUUAUCUGCCAAUUCAUUAUGCUGCCUUAAAGGGCUUUCCUGAGUCUUGUGAAGCAAUUCUAUCUUUUUGUAAUAAAAACGAAAGGGAAUCUCAGCUAAAAGCAGGCUUGAGGGACCAGAAAACUCCUCUAAUGUUAGCUGCUAAAGGUGGGCACCAUAAGUGUUGUACCAAAUUGGCUAACUCAAAUAUCAAUGCUCAGGAUAGAGAGGGAAACACUGCCCUCUUUUAUGCUGCUGUUGGAGGAUUUGAGAACACUAUAGCUGAACUUUUGAAAUGUGGAGCAGAUCCUAAUAUUUCUAAUAAAAAAGGUAAUUCUCCUAUACUUGAAGCUGCUGGGAAAAAAAGAGUGAAUUGUUUGCAAAGACUCCUGGAGAAAAAUGCCAGUGUUGCAAUAGUUAACAAGCAAGGGAAGACAGUUCUCCAUCAGGCAUCCUGGAAAAAUGCUCAGGAAUGUCUCCUCAUCCUCCUUGAUAUUCCAGAAGCAAAGAAGCACCUAAACAGUAAAGAUGCAGAGGACUGCACUCCACUACACACUGCCAUCAAACGAGAAGCUGUGGAAUGUGCCAACUACCUACUGGAACAUGGUGCUUCUCCCACAGAAGUGUGUAAGGGAAGAAUGACCCCUCUCCAUUUGGCAGCUGACAAGGGAUACACAAGUGUUUGUGAAAAGCUUCUGGCAAGUCCUUUAGUUCAUGUAAGCCAAGAAAACUGUAAAAAAGCAACACCACUCCACCUGGCAGCUAUGCAUGGCUCAGUAGAUGUGUGUCAAAUGCUUCUACGCAAAGGAGCAAGAGUUACAGCAGUAGAUGAAAAUGGUCGUUCAGCUCUACAUAUUGCCUCAAUCAAGGGACAUGACAGUGUCAUUCGAUUCUUGGCGAAGAAGGGUGUGCCACAGAGAGCAAAGGAUGACACGGGCAACACAGCUCUUCAUUUAGCUGCCUCUGGAGGCUGGCUGGAGAGUUGUCAAGUCCUGGUAAACAGUGCCAAGGCCUUGGUGUCAGAUGCAGACCACAAUGGUAACUUACCUCUGGACACUGCUUUUGAGAAAAAACAUGAUGAUGUGUUCAAGUUCCUUCUCUUACAACUGCCUCUCAAGAAGGAUGAUGAGCGGGCAUUGUGUCUUCAUCAGUACAUGCACAUUGCGCUGAAAGAAAAAAGACUGAUUGCUGUGGAGGCCAUCAUUGACAGUGCUUGGUGGGAAGCAGGCUUCAGUGGGGAGAAUGGCCAUCACUGUCUCAACUUUCAAGUCUUGCUGGAGGAGCGGCCACAUCUGGCUCUCAAGGCCCAGAACAAUUGCAUCCAGCGCAAAGAUUCAGAUGCUCAAGUUACCUAUGACUUCAGAUUCUUUGAGUUUAACUACUAUGUUGAAGGUACAGGCAAAGUGGCGAAGAGUCCCUAUGAUGAAAGUAAUGGGACAGUAGUGAAACAUGCAAAACAGUUCAUUGUUGAUGGUUUGGAGUGGAAACGUAUUCACCCAGUGAGCCUGAUGAUAAAACACCAUCAUACUUACCUGCUGCAUCAUCCCCUCACCAAGGCUUGGCUUGUUGACAAGUGGAAUCUCUACAUAUCCUACAUCUUCCUUGCAUUGCUCUUCAUUGAGCUCCUCUUUGUUGUGUCUCUCACUAUCUUCAUGGCAAAGGUUGAUGACUGGGCUCACAUAGAGAGGAGGUGCAAUAUGACGAGAGACCAGUUUUGCAGCCCCAUCAUCACUGAAGGUGAAAAUACAGAUGUGAUUGAGGCUGGUGCUGAAGUUGGAGGAGUUGGCAAGUGUGAAGCAGUGCCAAGGAAUAUUGCAGGAUGGGUCUUUCUUCUUAGCAUGACUUUCAUCAUUCUCCUGUUGGAGAGCAACUAUAUUUAUCGACUGAAGCGUGAAUACCUCAGCAUGGACAAUUCUAUGAGAAUUGUGGAAGUCCUCUUAACUGUCAUCCUGCUUGUGCCCUUUGGAGGAUGUGAAGUGAAUUGUCAAGUGAUACAUAAGGAGCAGUGGCAGUGUGGCAUCAUAGCACUUCUACUGGCUUGGCUCUUACUGAUCAGCAAGCUCAAUCAACUUCCAGUUAUCUCAGUGUUUGUGCCUAUUACAACAAACUUCAUUAAGAGUUUUGUUAAAGUUCUUUCAUAUAUUCUGUUACUCUUGGGUCUUUUUGCAUUUAUUUUCUACUUGUUGUUGUCCGAGCAGAAUGCAUUCUCAACAAUGCCUCAAGCAAUGGUGAAGACUAUUGUAUGGUUGCUUGGAGACUUGGGUUAUGACGAUACUUUCCUCAAUCCCGACCAUGAACUUGUCUAUCCGGCUACAGCAAAUUUUCUCUUUGUAGUGUUUGUCACAACUAUCAGUGGUUUUAUUGUGAAUCUCUUUGUAACUCAGCCCUCCGAAAAACUUGAAGACUUUAGAAAGCGUACAGCCUUUCACACUGCAGCAUCACAGAGUAGACUUGUGCUCCAGCUAGAUUUGUGUUUCCCUUACUUUCGAAAGCAAAGAACAAGGAUCACUGUCACAAGCACAGAAAGUGAGAAAAGUCAUUCAAAAAUAUUGGCCAAAAUACUUUUAAAAUUUUAUACUACAGAGGAAGAGGAGAAGGUAGCAGAUCCUCUUUUAAAGAAGCUUGAAGAACAGCAUUGUCAAAUAUCUCAAUUGUUAAGCCUUCAUAUGGAGCAAAAGGAAGAGAUAAGAGACCUCAAGCACCAGCUCAAUUAUAUUAUGAGGAAUAUUUCAGGGCAGCGGCCAUUUGAAAAAAUUUGACGACCUUGUAGAUUAAUUUUCAAUGCUUGAUUCUGGAUUUAUCACUUGAUAGUUGCUUUUUAUGAUAAACUGAAAAUGUGGAAUUCCUCACUGGGAAGUUUUUCAAUAUCUUUUGUCACACAACACUCUUCAUUCAGGGAGCACAGGGCAGUUUUGUAGAGAGGGGAGUCUGAAUUGGCAGCUAUUUACAGAUUAUACCUUGUUGCCUGGUGUAUUAGAGAGAUUUGAGACAUCUGGCAGAGGAAGUUAGAGGUGUUUUUAAGGGAGGAAAUUAAGAGUAAGGAAGUAAUAAUAAGGAUGGUAGGUGAAAAUAGAAUAAAUACAACUUUAAAAAUAUGGUGCUGUAAUACUUAUGUCAUAUUACACUAUGGAGUGGAGAGGAAUGGACAAUAUUUAGUUGUAGGGUAUAUAAAAUGAAUGAAGUUUGUUUUACAUGGUGAUUUUAAUUGAAAGACUACAAUAGUAUAACUACAGUGAUAUUGUUUGUCAGUGGAAAUAUUCACAUAGUCACUCCAUUUUUUUCAGUUCUGUGACUUGAGAAUAUCCUUGUGACUCCAGACACAAUUGUUUCAGUGACGGCAGGGAAUCUUUGCAAUUUGAAUAUAUACAGAAUGGGAGAAAGCUGUUAAAUGAAUAGAACACCAUUUUUUUUAUAUUUUGUCAUUAAUUAGUCUCGUAAUAAACAUUUAACUGAUGGUGAUCCUUCAUGUAAGUACACAUCGUCCCAUAUUGAGGUGUAGUGAUUGUUCAAGUAAGCAGCAUUUUUCCCCAACUGUAAUUUCAAAUCAUACCUGGAGUAUGUAUAUGGCAACAUUUCCCAGUGAUACCUUCUAUAGAUAUGAUUACUUUUUUGCUAUCAAGGCAUCAUCUGGCAGCUCCUGUUAGCUCCUGAGACAUGUUGGAAAGAAAAAAUCACCAGCUGGUAGGCUGUUGAGUUUAUUUUUACCAUAUAUCAUUACAUAUUUGAUAUUCAUUGAAUAUUGAUUAUAUGCAUUCAGUGUGUAGAUAAAUGUGGGUGAUGAAGGCUGGCUAGCCUGAUUGUUCUAUUUUUUCUCCCCCCUCACCUUAUCAGAGACAACAGAGAAGGGAAUUUCCUUUCUCCUUUGCUGACUCCUAGAAUUCAUCAUGCAUCAUUUCAUUAUGACGAAUGUACUUGGAUUGUGUUUCAUGAAUAUAGAGUAUUAUGUAAAAUAUUUUUUUCUAUGUGUCAUUAAAA
Molecule: messenger RNA, 4876 nt
Organism: Portunus trituberculatus (swimming crab)
Lineage: Eukaryota; Metazoa; Arthropoda; Malacostraca; Decapoda; Portunidae
Product: transient receptor potential cation channel subfamily A member 1 homolog
Exons: 9
Coding region: 223-3660 (1145 amino acids)
Molecular function (GO): protein binding
Source: RefSeq, a predicted model, not a curated record